AUGUCAACCAGUCGUGAAGAUUCCGUGUACUUAGCCAAGUUGGCUGAACAGGCCGAACGUUACGAAGAAAUGGUCGAAAACAUGAAGGCCGUAGCCUCCUCCGGCCAAGAGCUCUCCGUUGAAGAACGUAACUUGUUGUCCGUUGCCUACAAGAACGUUAUUGGUGCCCGUCGUGCUUCCUGGAGAAUCGUAUCCUCUAUCGAACAGAAGGAGGAGUCUAAGGAGAAGUCCGAACACCAGGUCGAGCUGAUUCGCUCGUACCGUUCGAAGAUCGAAACUGAACUUACCAAGAUCUCCGACGACAUUUUAUCCGUGCUAGACUCUCACCUGAUUCCAUCCGCCACCACCGGUGAGUCCAAGGUCUUCUACUACAAGAUGAAGGGUGAUUACCACCGUUAUUUGGCCGAGUUUUCCAGUACUGACGCCAGAGAAAAGGCCACUAACGCUUCUUUGGAGGCCUACAAGACCGCUUCUGAGAUUGCUACCACAGAGUUGCCACCAACCCACCCAAUCCGUCUGGGUUUGGCCCUUAACUUCUCCGUCUUCUACUACGAAAUUCAAAACUCCCCAGACAAAGCCUGUCAUCUGGCCAAACAAGCCUUCGACGACGCUAUUGCCGAGUUGGACACUCUAUCCGAAGAAUCAUACAAAGAUAGCACACUGAUCAUGCAACUGUUAAGGGACAAUUUGACUUUAUGGACUUCAGACAUGUCCGAAUCAGGCCAGGCUGAAGACCAACAGCAACAACAGCAGCAGCAGCCUGCUGCUGCCACUGAGGGUGAAGCACCAAAGUAA
Molecule: messenger RNA, 795 nt
Organism: Saccharomyces eubayanus
Lineage: Eukaryota; Fungi; Ascomycota; Saccharomycetes; Saccharomycetales; Saccharomycetaceae
Gene: BMH1
Product: 14-3-3 family protein BMH1
Exons: 1
Coding region: 1-795 (264 amino acids)
Biological process (GO): signal transduction
Cellular component (GO): cytoplasm
Source: RefSeq, a predicted model, not a curated record